AAGAGACAGCAGGUAAACAUUCAGGGUCCAAAGUGAUAAAGUUGGUGUUAUCCAGAAUAUAUAUACACGUUUACGAUGACUGUUUUUGAAAGGACAACAAGCUGCUGGAGACGCAGGGACACUUUUCCAAAUAUUAAAGCGGCAGGGAAAGUUAUACCACAAGGAGUCAGGGCACAGGCAUGUCUGCAGGAAAUAACACCAAGGCCUGAGACACCCCUGGUGGUUAGGAAGUUCCUCCGCAGUUCACACCCAGAGCCUGGGACAGUCCGCGUCUUCUUUGGGAAAGCAAAUGACCCUGAUAUCGCCAGCACUCUGGUGCAUGGAAUAAGCACGAGGUCGUCUAUCAAUGCUGGAUCUGUGAUCAACCCGUCACCCAAGACCCAUUACCAAGAGAGGCUGCGAGAGCUUCAGGAGGCCAUUUAUGGCAGCAGACAGAAAGCUCCAUUUGGACGGUCCCAAGUUAAUGGUCCUGGGCUUCCAAAUGGUCUUGAUCCUGAAAAAACAACUUUUGGUGUUAAAUUACUUUAUUCCAUUAACGCUGGUGAGAUCAUCAAUCCACCAAAAACAGCAGUGCAGGUAGAACAAGAAGCGCAGGACAGACAUGAGCAAUACAUCCACUCACACAGUUCCUACUUUGUUGGUGAGCGUUUGAACAGGAAGUAUGAUUUGAGUAGUUACAGGAAGGACAGCAGGUUCGGUGUGGCUACGCCACAUCGCAAUGAUGGACACAAUGCCAGAAAGUCUCUCCAAUGGCUCGGUGAUACACAGACGAACCACAGUGCAAAAUUUGUCUCGAAGAGAUGUGACGACUUCAGAGAGAGGACACAGUCGCAGAUCGGCAAAGUUCAUGACCCAAUCGCCGACACCAUGAAGGUUCCGGCUGAUCACACAUUCGGAGCGUUGCUGCGUCCUGACGAGUUUGGUGCAGCAGACGUCCUGCAUGCAACGCCACCUUCAGAGCACAGGAAAGGACAGGACAGACGUCGCACGCUGGUCAGCGUUGUACGCCAGCACCUGAAGAAGGCCAACUUCCACAACUUCACCUCUUUGCUGCAAGCAUUCAGACACUACGAUAAGAAAGGCCAGGGAGGGAUCGAUAAAGAGGACCUGCGGGACGUGUGCCGUGAGUUUAACCUGGACCUCAGCGCAGACAUCCUGGACGACCUUAUGGACUACUGUGAUGUCGAUAAAGAUGGGUUAAUUAACUUCCUGGAAUUUGCGAAUUUCCUUAAUUGGAAGGACAAAAUGCCAAUCAGUCGAGCGGAGCAAAGGAUUUUGGCAAGAGAGCGGAAGCCCAGCACAGCCCCGGUUGUCAGCACGAGAGCUGAGGUGCAGGAAGCAGACGCAGAGAAACAGGCUGGAACUGAAAGUCUGGCCAAGUGUGAAGACCUGGAACCUGUGAAGGUGGGGAGUGUUCUGAAAACCCCCAAAACACUGCGCAGAACUCUAGCAGAGCCAGAGCGCUUCAUCACCUCAUCCUCUGCCAUCUGUGCCAUCAUGGGGAAGCUGGCUGCUAACGAUUAUCGGACAUACGGUGUUCCGUCAGUGCGUACGGAUUUGGCCGCCCCACGUAUCAAACGCAUCGGCGACCGAACAAACUAUGGUGAAGAGGGAACGGCGUAUGAACUGCUCUUUCCCACACUGUACUCGCUGUUUGGGGUGGAUGAGAGACAUUUCUUCUGCCCUCGCACCAAGGACGAGAUGGAGCAGAUUUUCCGGAACGCCGGCCUGCGUAUUCCCGAUCAGACGUUUGAGGAGGCCUGGAGCUUGGCUUCCAGGAGUCACCCCACCGGAGAAGUGUGUGUGGAGAGUUUUCGAAAGCUUCUCAGUGAGCUCCAGGCAAAUUAGAAAAGGAUGCGUAUUGUUCAAUAUUGUAUCGUUUCUCUUAGCAUUGAUCUUAGCAUUCUCAUAGCAAGGAUAAAUUUGAAAUGCUAUAUCCAAUGAACACUAGUAUCAAUAAGGCAUUAUUAUAAUAAUAUUAAUGAUAUUACAAAUGACUUCUUGACCCACCUCUCUGCCACUGUGCUACAGUAUGUUACACAUAGCUUCUUAGCUUGUGAGUUGUUGAAAUGGUCAUUUACAGUAUCUAAGAUAUCUAAGAUGUAGUUAUUUCCCAGCUUUCGUUGCAUGCUUAGCGGGCCUUUCUGUACUCAGAAGCCUAAAGAUUCCUAGAGUUAUCUAUUGUUUUAAAAAAAAAUAACCGCGUUCACCUGCAGCGUCUUGUGCUCAGGUACGCAUAUAUACAUAAUCACAUAUUUAACUAAAAAUAAAUGAAUCAAAAAAACGUCCUGCAUGUCAAACAUUUAGAGAAACUAGUUUUGUUCAGAUUGGUCUCACAAUGCGACUUUCACACUUGGUAAUGAUUGGACAAAAUAUGUCAGAGCAGAAGGGAAAAUGAAUUGAAAAUAUAUUAAAAAUGGCAGAAAAUCCAAUAUGGCGGAAAUUUACAUCACGGUAUUUGUUAAACUCAUUUGGCAUUUACCCAAAUAAACCGAUGAUAGUGGAAUCGUAUCUAUGGCAUUGUAUGCACCAAAAUGACUGUGAGUGUAGCUGGGACUGUCCUCUAUCACGGUGCCAAAAUUCAUAAGAAGCAUAUAAAGCGCUCUUUAUAUGCUUCUACGCUCGUCCAUAGACUCCCUUGUAGAAGCAAAAUAACCUUCGGUGCUUGGCCCGCUAAUAGGUAAACAAACAAACAAAUAAACACGUGAAUAAUUCCUGCCGAAUUAAGAGGUUGGUUUUUUUUGUUUGUUUUUUUAAAAAAAAUCCAUCCAUUGUAAAACCGACGCAUGCAUGUCAUCCCAUUCCCCUUUAUAAGAUGUUAUUCUUUAUCCAGUCUUGGAGCGACAGAAUUAUAAGAUUGAGCAGAAUUCAUUAACUUGUUUUAAAUAUCUUAGUAGGAUUAUGAUUUUUUUUUCUUUUCCUUCUCCUCAGCAGUAAUAUAGUUUGUGUGGGGAUUUUCGUCAUGUGUGUGCAAACAGGUCUUAAUAUGAUUACCAGAGUGGAUAUCAUUUUCAGUUUAAAUGAACAUGCUAAUACCAUAUUAGCCAAUUAAUCGUGGAAGAAUCGAAGAGAACAAUCCGCAAGAAAAUGACAGGCACGCUGCUGCCGAUGUGCAUUAAUACGCCAUUUUUCACCCUUUUGGAUUAGGGCUCAUUUUUAUUUUAUUAAUCUGCUUAUAAUAAUAAUUUUUAAAAAAGCACAUUAAUUGGUGCAUACGUGUAAUAAGAACGCUAUUGGACACUGUUUCAGAAAUCCUCCAGUGUGUAUGUGUGUGUGUGUGUGUGUGUGAAUGUGCUGUUAAGCAUUAAUUUCACACAGGCCCGGAUUUAAGACAGUCGAACUGAGAAGCGGAUUAAUGGAAUAAAUAUGCAUGGAAAAGAAAAAAAAAAGAAGCACCCACUGACAAAUUGUGUUCUCGUUUCUUUCUCGUUUUGUUUGAAGGUUAUUAAUCCUCACGUACACGCAUCUACUGGAUAUCUAAACGUCUUUAUCUGAUGCAUUAGAGAGCAAAACGAUCAUUUGCGCAUAUUACCACAGAGCUGUUGAAUAUCUCAAAUCUGAUUGGUCAGAAGGUGUUGUUAUGGCAUUUGCUCUGACAGUAGUGCAGCUGCAAAUCACAGGUUUAAUAUUACAUGUAUGUUUUGUUGAACAUUUCUGGAAGGAGUCUCCAGUGUCAGUGCUUUAAAACUAUACGUUUUCCACCAUGGGAAAGUCUUCAGGACAGAUUUUUUUUUCCUCCAUUUUUUUCUUUCUUUCUUCUGCUCCUCUAUGUACAGUAUCUACUAUCAGUAUAUUUAAAUAUUUUUUAUUAUGCACUGCAAAAAUUGGCAUCUUGGCAAGUGUUAUCAUCCUGUUCAAAAGUUUACACCCCCCUGGCUCUUAAUGUAUCGUGUCGACCUUCUUGAGCAUCAGUGAACAUUUGCACCUUAUGUAACAGUCGUGUACGAGUCCCUCAGUCGUCCUCGGUGUGAAAAGAUGGAUCUCGGCAUCAUAUGGCCGCUGGUGGAAAGGGGUCAGAUAUGCAGAAGUUGCUGGAAAAGCAAUGAAUGUGUAGGACCUGGAGGAACAGUGGGCGGUUUUACAGUUAAACAAGGGACUCAAAAACACAAAACAUGAAAACAGUAAAAAAAAAAAAAAAAAUUUCCCUCUUAUUAUUAUUAUUAUUAUUUUAAAAAACAAAUGAUUAACAUUUAGCAGAUUCUGCAAGGCGAAUGUAAACGUAUGACCUCAACUGUAUGUGAAAAAUGGCCUGGUGACCAUUGAGUAUUCAAGCCAAAAGGAAAUAAAAAUCACACAAAUGCAAAUUCAGGAAGAAUUUCCUUAAAGUUUACUCCAAGUGACAGUUUGCAUGUGCGCAAAGUGCAGAAAGUCGGAGUGUUAAUGUGGCAGAUGGUGCGAUUUUGCAGACAUGAGCCUGAAGUGUGCAAAUAGCUGAGAGCAAACCUAUUAGCAACUGUAUAUCUGUCAGAGCAGCACAGAAAACAAAUGUCUGUCAGAAGAGGAGAAACCCAUUAACUACAUUUAAACUCAUCUACAGCUCGCCGACCAUCAUCAGUCAGUCGUGUGGUGUCAACUGGUUUGCAUGCACACUUCAUUAAAAAAGCGCGAGAAAAAAGUCAAAAAGUUUGCGCGCUGAUUUAAAUGCAAUCAGUUCUGAGGAAAGUCAUCUAAAACAUCACGUCACGUGAUAAACCGCAACCGAUUAUGUACUGUUAAGCCUUUCAGUCGUGCUCCGAUGCACCUCUCGCACGUUCUCGUGCAUGUUCUUUGUAUGCAAUCGAGCCACUAUCAUGACUGUUAAUUCGUAUUUAGUGUUUGACAGAUUACAGAUGCAAAAACAAGCUCGUAACAUUUUUUUUUGAACAUUACUGUCAAAAUGUCCACGCAGAAUGUGCAGAAACAUGGCAAAAAAAACAUGAGAAAGCAUCAUCAAGUCUCUCGCAAUCAAAUCAGCAACACUUCAACUCCAAGCUCUCACACGUAUAUAUACACGUAAAUGAUAUAAUGAUGUUUUUGAGCAGUUGUUGUGUGCUUCAGUUGUGUUGUAAUGUUCAUUAGAACUUGUUGAAAUUGUUACUGUGAUGGUUUUUUUGUUGUUGUUUUGUUCUUACACCAUGGUCAUACACAGGAAGCAAAUGAUUAUUACAUUAUCACUAAAGGUUCAGAAGUUCUGGUUAACUACACGAGUCAGACUUGGAUCGUGGAUCAGAUCUUUUUUAUUUGUAUUGGGAAUGCACAUGCCUGCAGAACCUAGUGUUCAAUAUUCCCUCGUUUAAUUUUUCAGAGAAUCCAUAUGUUUCAGGCCCAGCUUAUGGUCUCCAAAUAGAAAACCCUGAAACGUCCACCUCUCUCUCUCUCUCAAAAACAAUUAUCUAAUAAUAAACAAAUACCACCAGCCAUAAGAUUAAAACCACCUGAAUAAUAUUGUGUAGGUCCCCCUGACCUGGACUCCACAAGACCUCUGAAGGUGUGCUGUAGUAUCAUAUGUACUGUAAGAUGUUAGCAGCAGAUCCUUUAUGUCCUGGGGCCUCAAUGGAUCAGACUUGUUUGUCCAGCACAUCCCAGAGACGCUCGAUCGAUCGGAUUGAGAUCUGGGGAAUUUGGAGGCCCUGUCAACACCUUGUCAUGUUCCUCAAACCGUUCCUGAACAAUUUUUGUAGUGUGUAGUGUAUCCUUCUGAAAGAGCCCACUGACAUUAGGGAAUACUUGGUCUGCAACAAUGUUUAGGUAGGUGGUAUGUGUAUGUAACAUCCACAUGAGUGCCAAGGCAAAGAAAGAAAGACUGUCACCACUCUUUAAAUAAUUCUGUAUAAUUCUAACCACAGUUGUGUACUUUAGCAUUGUGUUCUGAUGCUUACACCUGAUUAAUGAUCACAGUGUAGAUCAUGUUUGUUUUGCAAUUACGUCACUUCCCGGAAACUUGACGGAGGCUCACAACAGUUUUACCCACAAUGCCUGGAUGUUUGAUAUAGUUUCUUUGCUCCAGUAGAUGGAGCCAAAAGCCUGUAUUUCUCAGGAUUUACAGCAUUAUAUUUCAGUAGAUUUGCUGCAAAAGGUCGUUUCACGACUUAAACGAGUUGUUUUUAAUCAGUUGUUUGCCAGACUUUCAAAUAAACAGUUGAUUAAUAAACUCCAAAGAUAUGAAUAAAUUCAAUACAGAUAUUAAUGAAAUCUUAAUCGUGCAAUAUUACCAAAUCUCAUCUGCUUGGUCACUUAAAGUUCAUACUGUACAAUCCAUUAAAAAUUGUCUCGAAUGUCUUCAAGAACAAAGUACUGCUAAAAUAUAUAAAUCAUCAAUAACACCCCACCCCAUAGAUGAUUAUUUUCCUAUAACAGCACUCCUACAAAUAUUUUAUUCUAUAUUUUAUUGAUUACUUAUUUGAUGUAAUAUUUAAUUAGGAUCAUUUAAGAUGUUGUGUAACAGCCUAAUAUUAAAAUCAU
Molecule: messenger RNA, 6441 nt
Organism: Ictalurus punctatus (channel catfish)
Lineage: Eukaryota; Metazoa; Chordata; Actinopteri; Siluriformes; Ictaluridae
Gene: efhb
Product: EF-hand domain family, member B
Exons: 13
Coding region: 76-1848 (590 amino acids)
Molecular function (GO): calcium ion binding
Source: RefSeq, a predicted model, not a curated record